Chaetomium strumarium is the source of this 1715-nucleotide messenger RNA. RefSeq lists its product as uncharacterized. The coding region runs from base 239 to 1246 and encodes 335 amino acids. The record is from RefSeq and is a predicted model, not a curated record. The transcript is spliced from 2 exons. NCBI's taxonomy places the organism in Eukaryota, Fungi, Ascomycota, Sordariomycetes, Sordariales, Chaetomiaceae.
CUCAACUUUCUCUGCGUUUCCCAGUUUCCGCUUGAGACAAUGGACCAGUCUGGUACUCCCACGUCCGGUUCAUGGCCGGUAUCCUGUUUUUGGAUUUCCGAAGUUCUUAAUAGUGUUUUGUUAAGCUAACCAUGACGCAGGUUGACCAUUCAACUGCUCGGAUCUACUAGCUGCAUGUCUGUUGCAAACUAGGCUAGGCAUCGUGCUUCUUUCUCACAUUUAGUCUUGCCCUCCCGCCAUGGAUCUCCUCACAGGCGGCAAGUCGCCGUCCGCCGAGCCCCUUCUUCCCGUCGACGCCCACGAGAAGACCGCUUUCGAACUCCAGCCAACACCCGACAACAGGCAUCGUCGAGCUCCGAUCAGCAAGAUGGCGUAUGCCAGGCGGACGAUCUUGGCCUUGUUGGUGUGUGCGCUGUUGCUCCUAGGGGUCGUCUCAGCUAGCUCUCCGUGCCACGGAGGGCAAACCGACCAGCAGGCGGCGGCCGAAACCCCGGAGUCAUCUUCGUUCUCGGCCCUGCUGAAGUCCGCAUCACCGGCCUCUCUCCAUGAUCUCCUCCAUCGGUACAUGCCUGAGCGGUUCCAGGACGGCGUGUGGGUGUCCGAGCACGAAGCAAUCGAGGCUGUUCAUCAGUCGAACGCGGCUCUUGCGACUUCCAUCGUGCAGAUAGCGAAGCGCCAAGACGACAACAAUUCGACCGUGGAGAGCGCCAGCGCCUCGCCAACCUCGGCGGAGAGCUCCUCCGCCCCAGUUGACAGCACGUCAUCGGCGUCUGAGAGCCCUGCAAGCAGCAGUUCUGUCCCUUCCCAAACGAGUACCAGCAGCGUGCCGCCCGCCACAACCACCACUCCCAGCAAUACUCCUUCAACAUCCACUCCAUCAUCGACCCCAUCGUCCACUCCGUCAUCCACUCCAUCAUCUACUCCGUCAUCUGCUCCGACGUCCACUCCUCCCUCGUCGCUGUCUGAGACGACUUUGACAACCACGACUGUCCCCCCGGCAUCGUCGACCACCACACCUCCCCGUACCUCCAAGGAGGUUAUCCAGACCUUGACGAGCACAGCCCCGAACGGAGACGUUGUCACCGUCUUCUCGACGACCUGGGUGCCAGGUGACGCCGCCGCGACAGAAGCACCCACCUCAACAGGCCGCUCGGCGAGCCUCCAAAACUCCGCCGUUCGCAGCCACGACAGCGGCGUCGCCUUGAUGGCCGCCAUGGGCCUGGCCCUGUUGUUGCCCGUGGUGUAGGGAGGAUCACGAGGAUAGGGGAAGAGAGAGAGAACGUCGAAGAGAAGGAGGGAUCCAACUUCGACGGGGGGACCAAUUUCGCUCAUUUUCAUCAUUGGGUAUUUUAAUCCGGGAAUUGUCUGCAUUGCGCGGGGUUCGGGCACUUUUCAUCAUCAUCAUCAUCAUCAUCAUCCAUCGUCUGGCGUCAUCCAUUCAUUCAUCCAGCGGAGUCAUUUCAAGGGCGCAUGCAUACCAUGGUACCUGCCACGCGGAGUACGGCACACAACUCGUACAAACGUCUAUCGGGAUCCGGACAAUGAUACGAUAUUACACAUUCAUUUAAUGGUGAAGAAAAGAAGGACAAGACUGGGAAUAGACACACACGGGCGGCCGAGGGAAGACAAAUGUACAUAGACGGAAGCGGAUUAAUGGGAAAUAGACUUAAUGGCUGCAAACCGCUUGCUUAAUUCUGCACUCUCGCCAUCGUUCG